AUGGACGACACCCACGAAGUCGUUCGACGCACUCAGAAGACGGUUAUUGACACUUCGGGCACCGUUAUGGACACGCGCGGGGCUAUUAUCGGACCCGAAACUCUCUUGUUACAAUUGAGAGGAUCAUAUUUGACAUGUAGAAGACUUGUGGGAGACAUCAGAGCCAGCGCGUCAAAUCUACGUAAAUCAAAUGUUCAGAUCACGGAGAUAACCUUUGACCGUUGUAAGGGUUGGAAGGACGGCACUAGAGAGUCGAGGCUACGGUGCGUGCGGUAUUUUGGGCUUUUGGACAAAAUAUGCAUAACCGGGACGCGAACAGAGCAGGGGCAGGUGCAGCAUCAGCAGCAGCAUCAGCAGCAUCAGCAGCAGCAGGGGGGGGAGGAGGAGGAGGAGGAGGAGGAGGAGGAGGAGGAGGAGGAGGAGGAGGAGGAGGAGGAGGAGGAGGAGGAGGAGUUGGUGGUGGUGGUUGCGAUGGGGGUUGGUGGAAAUUGA
Cladophialophora bantiana CBS 173.52 is the source of this 492-nucleotide messenger RNA. RefSeq lists its product as uncharacterized. NCBI's taxonomy places the organism in Eukaryota, Fungi, Ascomycota, Eurotiomycetes, Chaetothyriales, Herpotrichiellaceae. Bases 1 to 492 code for a protein of 163 amino acids. The record is from RefSeq and is a predicted model, not a curated record. The transcript is spliced from 2 exons.